Ostrea edulis (European flat oyster) is the source of this 1125-nucleotide messenger RNA. RefSeq names its product ankycorbin-like. Lineage: Eukaryota; Metazoa; Mollusca; Bivalvia; Ostreida; Ostreidae. The transcript is spliced from 2 exons. The record is from RefSeq and is a predicted model, not a curated record. Gene Ontology annotation, molecular function: protein binding. Bases 20 to 658 code for a protein of 212 amino acids.
UAUCAUAGGAGAAAGGAAAAUGGAAACUGCAGCUCAGAAUAUGAUUUGGGAAAGUGUUAUCAACAACAAUAAGGAUACAUUGCAAAAAUUGUUGAAAUGUGGAGUCGAUCCUAAUAUUACUGAUGCGAAUGGAGAACCUCUGAUUUUUACCCUUAUUGUUAAUGGGGAUUUGGAAUCACUGAAGAUGCUAUUAGAUUACUGUGAUGUCAACACUGAAAACGAAGAUGGGAGAACUUCUCUGAUGCUGGCUAUUGAAAUGGACGAUAUGGAGACGAUCAGAGUUUUAAUCAAAGCAGGUGCUCGUGUGAACAAGAAAGAUAAUUCCGGUAAAACUCCUUUGUUGUUGGCUUUGGAGGAAGGAAAAUUCAGAAUCUCAGAAUACCUUAUCAAACACGGAAGUGAUGUGAAUGAAAUGGAUGAUCUUGGUCAAACAGCCCUACAUCUUGUUGCCACGGGGCAACAUAAUGACUCUACAAAAAUUGUUAAAAUCCUAUUUCACUGCGGAUAUAUGAUGAAAGAGGCAGAUAAGUGGAUAUGCCCUGAGGACCUGAUAGGCAAUAAACGUCUUCAGUCCAAACAAUCCAAAAUACUUCAUAAAAUCAAAGCGAUCUGGAAGAUGAUCACAAGAGAGGACAAUGUGAUAACAAGAGGCUCCUGAAGGGCAUUUUACAGAACUCUUCUGCACCCUGCAGAUAUGAUAUAGAAGUCAAUGAGAACUUGCUUAGUGUGGACGAUCUAAUAAGACAGAACACACCAAAUAGUACUUUCGAGGGACACCAUCUCGGUUCUCAAAAGAUUGUGACCCAUUUGUCCAGCCCACCUUUUGUCUUCUGGUAUAUACCAAUACCAUAAGAACUAUACAUAGAUCAUGAAUUGCAGAACAUUGGGUAUCAAGAAGACAGAGGAAAACUAUGAAGGCUGCUAAAUCUUGGAACAACCUAAUAUUUGCUGACGAUGUCAGACGUUGAGGAAGUAUGUGUCAUUGUGGAUUGAGAGAUAAAAUGAUACAAAGAAGUAUUUGUUUUUGUACAUCUUGUACUGAUUGCUACAAGUUUAGAGGUAUUUUUAGCAAUUCAGUACAGUUCCAAAUGCAUUGACGUUGAUAAACUUAAUAAAACACAACAA